AUGAACAUUGAGACGCUCCUGCUGCUUCUGAUCCACUUCCUUUUGUGUCAUGUAGAGACAGGGCAUGUCCAGCCCACGGAUUCGCUGGCAGAGAAGUUGGGCGAGUCGAAGUCCACAGCAGAGUUGCUUCAAAAGCUCCGCGGAGCUGCCGAUGGCGGCGGGAAGCUGCGGCAGGAAGCCCAAGACGCUGAGGGAGAGCGCAGAGACGAGCUUGAAGCAGCGGCUAAACGCGCCGCCGAGGACGUGCGCCACGACGUGGAAGGACUGCUGAACGUGCAGGAGAUCCGGACUUCAAAGACCAAUGCGACCGAGAGGCUCUGUCAGUUGAUUACCUUUCCCCAGCGCUUGCUCAGCGCCGUGGGGUUUAGUGUGGCUUAUCAAGCAUGGUUUGGCAGCUUCAGUAUCGAUCAUGGUAUCAACUAUACGGACUUCUUCAACACUCUAUCAGGCUUCUUUGAAAACGACACUGAAGUUGUAGUGCCGGCAGGUGUUGGCACCUAUCGUGGCCUUCAGGACGCAUCUGAGUACCUCAUCAUUGCUCUUCAGGCGGCAAACAUGGGCUUCUGGCGCACAGGUCCAGAAAUUCUUGAUGCUAGUCUGAUACCAAAUGUCAGAUAUGACGGCAACGUUAUCCAACUCUCAGGAACCGUCACAACUUCUUUUUUCAAUGGCGAGUUUGACGUGGACCUGGUGUAUGAUCUACGGGUUUCGUUUAAGCCCUGCGCCAUUUUUAUUUCAAAGUAUGAAGUACUCUACUCUGAUUCGUUUGGCGACAUUAUCGCUGCCUUCGUCAACACAGUCCGGAACAGCAAGUAUCAAGGCCUUUAUGACAUGUGCAUGUACCAUGAAAAGUACUGUGUUGGUGAGGACAGACAGUAUGACAACUUUACAAGCUGCCUUGAGUACAUGCAGAGUUUGCCUUUGAUUUCGGAUGAGUGUGGCGACAGCCUCCCUCUCGCGAACUACAACGUGAAUGGCUUGGUGCAAGGCUACAAGUUCCCUGCGCAGACAGACUACCAAAGUCCACCUUUUCAGCUAUGGCUGACUUGGCUUCGUGGUGGCUUGGGCGGCUUUUCUCUGAUCGUCUUGGCGCUGACGCCGUGCAUCCCGGGGCUCCGACUGGCUGGUUUGUGUCGCGCAGGUACGCCAGAAUACCAAUCCCUGAGUUACACUGGCAGCCGUCCAGAAUAA
Molecule: messenger RNA, 1191 nt
Organism: Symbiodinium pilosum
Lineage: Eukaryota; Dinophyceae; Suessiales; Symbiodiniaceae
Source: the annotation of a GenBank genome assembly